Lingula anatina is the source of this 2730-nucleotide messenger RNA. Its product is annotated as CTD nuclear envelope phosphatase 1. NCBI's taxonomy places the organism in Eukaryota, Metazoa, Brachiopoda, Lingulata, Lingulida, Lingulidae. Gene Ontology annotation, molecular function: phosphatase activity. The record is from RefSeq and is a predicted model, not a curated record.
GCGCAAUUCUCGGUAGACUCAUGGGAAAAUUAAAUGGCGGAUCCGGUGCACGUCGGUAGUAGCUGACAAGAAGCAAAAAAGUUGCAAUUUCUCCAACAAUCUAGCUGCCCACAAUUUUAUAAUUGGAGCCUCAACGAGAAGUGUUUUAAUGCCACACGAAUGUACACCUACUUUGUUAUGGGCCUCAAGGGAUUCGUGUUAUUCGCGGCGAAAGUAUGGAGUUUCAUUUGCUACUGUAUACGAAGACAAAUUCGAUCGGUGAUACAACACCAAACAGUUAGAUAUGAGAUCCUUCCCUUGUCUCCACUGUCUAAACACAGAUUAAGUAUAGUGAAAAGAAAAACGUUGGUGUUAGAUUUAGACGAGACGUUAAUCCACUCCCACCAUGAUGGCGUACUGCGACAAACCGUUAAGCCUGGAACACCGCCAGAUUUUGUACUAAAAGUAACUAUAGACAGGCAUCCAGUUAGAUUUUUUGUACAUAAAAGACCACAUGUAGAUUUCUUUUUAGAUAUAGUCAGCCAGUGGUAUGACCUGGUAGUCUUCACUGCUAGUAUGGAGAUAUACGGGGCUGCAGUAGCAGAUAAACUGGAUCAGGGGAGAGGGUUUUUAAAAAGAAGGUACUAUAGGCAGCAUUGUAAUUUAGACUAUGGUAGCUACACGAAGGACCUAUCAGCAAUAAGUAAUGAUUUGUCAAGUGUGUUUAUACUGGACAAUUCUCCUGGAGCAUACAGAGCAUAUCCAGACAAUGCAAUACCCAUCAAGUCAUGGUUUUCUGACCCGACAGACACAGCACUUCUCAACUUGCUCCCUGUGCUCGAUGCUCUCAGGUUUGUCAGUGAUGCGCGAUCAGUGUUGAGCCGGAACUUACAUCUACACAGGCUCUGGUAGCACCCAAUGUACCGAGGUGGUACAAAUAUUAUAUAUAAAAUAAAAAAGCAUAAAAAUUCCUGGCUUGCUCUGCAUCAGCAACAGCGGGACUGUACUUGGAAACAGCGUGUGGUUUCAUAAUUGCGGAGCAGCUGGGUUUUUUCAGAAUGAGGCUGCAUUGCCUGGAGCAGAAUGUAAGAUAUUGAAUUCAACUGAAGAAUAAGUAAGCAUGCAAUGCAGCACAACCCUGGGUGGAACUGACACCGAUGGAGGGUUUGAAAUAAAUAAAUAAUAGUCAAUAUGGCUUGCCACGUAGAAAAAAAUGGAUUUGAAAAAAAAAAUCCUUAUGCUUCAUCUUUAUAUUUAUAGGGAGAUGCUACAGGGGCUACUUUAUUGCACUAUUGUGAACAUAAAAAGAUGAAUGCAGCAAGGAAAAUUAGUUACAGGUCAUUCCACAGCUUUUUUUUCUCUUGAGUAAAUAUUUUCCCUCCUCCUUUUACAAAAUCUAUUCUUCCUUUUGAAGCUUAAGAAUUAAAAACAAACAAUCAAAAAAACUAUCAGAAGCAGUUACGUUUUGUCUUAAUUUUUUUUUUGGAACAGAUUGGCUUAAUCUGUCAAAAAGGCCAGAAGUUACAUUUGGGGUUAGAGGACGGGGCGCAAUGGAAUGACCCUCAGUUGAUUGCUUUUAACAAGCAGCCUUCAAAACCCAUGGCAAGGUGUAAUAUAGUAUUAACUAGUAGUGGACAUGGCUAACUGCAGAACAGGUAAAGAUGUAGCAAGUUCCUACCACUAGAAUUGUAAAAUAGGUAUAAAUAUAUAAAUAUAAAUGUAGACAAGUAUAUAAAUAGUGAAACAAAGAUUCUAAACACAUGGUACAGGAGGAGGAUGUCGCUGGGCUUUUUGCACUUUUUUCUGUCACUUAAAUGCUCUGCACGUUCAAGUGUCAAAGAAAGAAUUUGUCAAUUUGAUUAAGUAAAUAUGUUGCAUUUGGUCAUUCUUUAAAGUGGACACCUGUUCAUAUGUUUGAAAAAAUUACGUUUUGCUUUAAAGGUAAAUUAUUCCAAUUAUUUCAUAAAUCUCAAGUGAAAUUAUUACUUUUUCCUACAGGGAAUUAUGACGGGCACUGCAUUUUUCUCUUUGCCUAAAUUACUUUUCUGGCAAGUUUAAUUGUUGAGCCUCGUUAAUGCAUCAUUGUUUGUGAAAGAAUCAAAAAUUCAUGGUACUGGACACUUCAUUCCCCAUGCCACCUUUCUCUCACUGUUUCCAUAGUAAGAAGUGAAUAUUUAAGCAGUUUUGAUUGGCCAUCUGGUGCUUGCCAAAUUGACCAAUCCGGUUGAUGUAAAACAUGCUGCUGCCCUUUUGGGGGAAAAUUUCCCUUUUUGUUCAGUAUCUGAUAGUUAUAUAUCACAUUAAGAAUGCCAUUGGUCAUAUAUGAUGAUAAUAGUUUAGUUUGAGAUAGAUAUGGUGUUUUUUUUAGAUGAUAAAGUAGAAUAUCAGUAAAACUGAAUUACAAGACGAGUUUCUGUUUUUAAUUUGGGCCGUCUUUGAGCCCACAUUGUCCAGAGAUUGCAGCAUUAAUUUUGUACUUAGAUAAAAUGUGGUAAAUAUCAAAUUUAUUUUUAGACGAAAGUAGUAAAAGCUAUUUUGGUUAAUUACUUAUUAAUAGUAAAAGUGGAUAGGAAAGUGUAUUGUCAGUUAAGAUUUUUCACAUUUUUUUGACAAUAUCUGACUACAGAUGUAGUUUUAGUCCAAUGUUAUUGAUAUUUAUACUUUCUGGCUGCUGUGUACAUGACAUUCAAAUAUGUUUUGAAGUGGCAGUAAAAAUUUUUUUUUGUGAAAAAUAAAUAAAAUGCUAAACCA